This is a messenger RNA of Babesia sp. Xinjiang, 540 nucleotides long. RefSeq lists its product as uncharacterized. The transcript has 2 exons. The record is from RefSeq and is a predicted model, not a curated record. Lineage: Eukaryota; Apicomplexa; Aconoidasida; Piroplasmida; Babesiidae. The coding region runs from base 1 to 540 and encodes 179 amino acids.
AUGCUUGUGCGUGGUAUUGAAUGCUGUGCUAGGGGUUGGUCGAUUGCGUUGUCAGUUCCGUGGCAGCUGCAGUGUGUCAGACACCGCGUGUCGAUCUCUUCUUUCAAGCAGUGGAAAAAUUUAUUGAUAUUCAAAAGGUAUCACCGAUACAGGUACGAUGGCCAUCACGUAUGGAGCUUGCCACAUCUGAAACCACACGAAUAUGGAUUUAGGCGCAUAGCCCGCAAACCGCCCUUCUUCAAACUGCGCAAGGUCGGGUUCCCUCAAAUUACUAGGCGGUAUUCCCCUAUAAACGAUUUUAAUCGCACGAUUCAAAUCGAGUAUAACUGGCAGAAAUACGGAACGCUAUACCACGAACUGCACGACGCAUUAAAGGAAAGCCUUCCGGGAGUGUGUAUAAACAGCGUAGCAAAGAGCGGAGACGCGACACUCAAGAUAUUGACCGAAGACGGCCGUGUUGUCUUUGACGCUGCCAAGGAUAGUUACGAAGACGCUCGUUGCGUGGUGCAACGUUGCUAUAAGAACAUGUUACUUCAUUAA